Messenger RNA from Mya arenaria, 4067 nucleotides. RefSeq names its product zinc finger protein 2-like. Lineage: Eukaryota; Metazoa; Mollusca; Bivalvia; Myida; Myidae. The record is from RefSeq and is a predicted model, not a curated record. Bases 82 to 1707 code for a protein of 541 amino acids. The transcript has 3 exons.
UCGCGACAGCUUAUCAAGUAUCGACGAUUUCAUUCGGAAAUAAUAGUAAAUAUUGUUUUUUCUCUACAGAAGAACGUAUACAUGGAAGUAGACACAGAAGAAGAGGUUGGUGGCCAGGCAGUGCCCAUGCAAUUGGUUGCUGGACAAUUGUAUGGAAACAGCAUACAGGUGUCAAAUGGCUCGGGCAUGUCCAUUUCCCUUGACCCAACACAACACAACUACAGCACUGUUCCUCUGGUAUUUCUACCGAAAAACACCAUAAUCAUUAGCCAAAACCAAAGCACAGAUGAGACACAGAAUACAAUUGACUCAGAUACUGACGUGAAUGAUAAAGUCAUGGCAAGUCCUAUGUAUUUAUAUGCAGACAUAAAAAAUGAAGAGUCAGCAGAUGAAGAUCUGAUUCCUGAUAGACUUAAUCAAAGUAUUUCUCACCAUGACUACACAGGAACUGUCCCUGUAAUUCAGCGGCCUGAGGUACCUUGUGUUAACAACCAGAACAGUUCUAAUGUAAUGUAUGGCGUAAAAAGUGAGUUCUCUAAUGCAACAUUCUCUAACUCUGAUGUUGAUAAUGACAGUUGUUUGGUGAUACAGGAAGCUGUGGAGCAGGAGGUGUCUACUACAUCUACCAGUCUGGAAGAUGAAGAGAUAGUCAGAAGUAAGCCCCUUACUGCAAUGUACUUGCAAAGAAAAGAACUCCCUGUCACAGACUCUUUAUACACCCCAAAGAGUAACAGGGAAAGAAAGUUAAGUACACCCAAUAAGUCUCCUGGUAGUUCACGAUUUACACUAAAACCAUCUAGAACAGUUGGCUUGGAUUAUGAUGAUUUAAGAAUAUGUCCUGUGGAAGAUAUGUACAAAAUGCGGAAUAGUUAUAAUGAUCCUGUAAGUGUGUAUCACCCGAACACUGGGGAAAUUCAUUUUAAGGUGAAUGAUAAUGAUUUUGAUCUUGAUAAAAAGUCUCCAACUUCUAAACGAUCUGUGGAAGCAAUCUUAGCAGCGUCUGAGACUAUAAAAAACCAAGACAUUGCAUCAGAAGUGGAAAUUGGAACUUGUGAAGUUGAAGUCAGUCAGUCUGGGAAAAGAAUACGAAAGUCAAAAAAUAAGUUUGAAGGCAUUGAAGAGGAUAUUGAACAGAUCAGAAAAGCAUCAAAAGAUGUUGGUCCCUCUCAUAAAGGUAAAGGACUUGGAAGAAGAAAAGAUGGUAAAAAGAGAAAAAAGCCAAGAAUAAGGUUAACCUUGACAAAGGCCAAGCAUAGAACACUGGCAAGUAGGGUCUAUCUUGAUGAAAGUGAAGAAAAUGAUUAUGAAGCUUCCCCUCCAAAAGCAAAACGGGGACGAAAACCAAAGGACUACUUUUUACAUGAACCAAAUAUUAUAUAUCAAUGUGAAUAUUGUGAAAAACAGUUUAAAACUAGAGACAAGGUCCGAGCACAUACUAAGAUACACACAGAAGAACGAGCGUUUGGAUGCGAUAUUUGUGGGCAGCGCUACAGACGGCGGGAACAUCUGGUUCGUCACUAUAGGGGCCAUACAAAUGACCGCCCGUAUGAGUGUUUAGAGUGUGGAAAAACGUACAUGAGGGCAGAACAUUUGAAGCGCCAUAGUUACGACCACACUGGUGAAAAACCCUUUGAAUGUCCUAUAUGUCAAAAGGCUUUUAAUCGCCAUGAUCGUUUACUUAAACAUUCCUUAGUACAUGAUAAAUAAUAUAUAUAUUAUUAUAUCUACAAAAUUUAUAGCUGCUUGUCAUGAAUCAUGUCUGGUUGUUAACCAGGUUUUCACAUAGUGAAUUUCAUUAAGGGUUGACAUAUCCUGACCAAACUUGGUCUAUAGGAAGAGUUUAUGGAUACCUUUCAUGGGAUUGCGUUUGGGGUCCCUAGAGUCAAGGUCACUGUUACUAAAAAGUAGAAAAACGGUUGAAACUGAAUAACUUUAGUUCAGGUUGACAUAUCUUGACCCAACUUGGUAUAAAGGAAGAGUUUAUGGAUACCUUUCAUGGGAUUGCAUUUGGGGUCCCUAGGGUCAAGGUUAAGGUCACUGUUGCGAAAAAUAGAAGAAUGGAUGAAACUGAAUAACUUUAGUCAGGGUUCACAUAUCUUGACCUAACUUGGUAUAAAGGAAGAGUUUAUAGAAUCCUUUCAUGGGAUUGUGUUUGGGGUCCCUAGAGUCAAGGUCAAGGUCACUGUUACUAAAAAUAGAAAAACUAUUGAAACUAACUACAUUGUACUUGAGUUAAGGUUGACAUAUCUUGACCCAACUUGGAAUGAAGGAAGAGUUUAUGGAUACCUUUCAUGGAAUUGCGUUUGGGGUCCCUUGGGUCAAUGUCACUGUUAUUAAAAAAAGAUAACCGUUUGGUACUGAACAACUUUAGAGUUGACAUAUUGUGACCAAAUUGGUAUGUAGGAAGAGUUUAUGGAGACCUUUCAUAGGAUUGCUUUGAGGCCCCAAGGGUCAAGGUCACUGUUACUAAAAUAGAUAACAGUUUGUUACUGAACAACUUUAGUUAGGGUUGACAUAUUGUGACCAACUUGGUAUGUAGGAAGAGUUUAUGGAGGACUACCAUUGAAUUGCUUUUGGAGCCCCGUACAAGGUAAAGGUCAAGGUCACUGUUACUAAAGUUAGAAGAAAAACAGUUAAAACUGAAUCAAGCAACGAAGGCUGAAGUUCCUCUGUCAGUCAUUGAAAACCUGGUUUAUUCGCAUUGCAGCGUUUCUCGUGUUUUUUAGAGACCAUGAAGCAACACAUGUAUCAUGUACACGACACAUGUAUCAUGUACACGACACAUGUAUCAUGUACACGACACAUGUAUCAUGUACACGACACAUGUAUCAUGUAUACGACACAUGUAUUAUGUAUACGACACAUGUAUCAUGUAUACGACACAUGUAUCAUGUACUCGACACAUGUAUCAUGUACACGACACAUGUAUCAUGUACACGACACAUGUAUCAUGUACUCGACACAUGUAUCAUGUAUACGACACAUGUAUACGACACAUGUAUCAUGUAUACGACACAUGCAUCAUGUACACGACACAUGUAUCAUGUACUCGACACAUGCAUCAUGUACACGACACAUGUAUCAUGUACUCGACACAUGCAUCAUGUACACGACACAUGCAUCAUGUACACGACACAUGUAUCAUGUACUCGACACAUGCAUCAUGUACACGACACAUGUAUCAUGUACUCGACACAUGCAUCAUGUACACGACACAUGCAUCAUGUACACGACACAUGUAUUAUGUACACGACACAUGUAUCAUAUAUACGACACAUGUAUCAUGUAUACAUUUGUUGUAAGUUUGAAAAAAAACAACUAUUGUAUCAGACUUUACACAACCCUACAAAAAAUGUUAAUGCCACAGGGUUGUCAUUUUAAAACUUUUAUCACAAACUUUAAACACACAUAUUCAGCGGUCAAAAUAAGAGCAAGCCAACAAGUCCUACAGCGGAAAAUGCUUAUUUAGCUCACUCAUUUUUUCGAUUUGAUCAAAAUGCUUGUUCAAGCACAAGUGAUCGUAAAAAGUGAGGUAGGGAUGCUUGAGUAAACUAUGUUUUGAUAACGUUUAUGUUUCUAAGAAUAUAUAUAUUUUUUUUUUAAAUAUUGAUGUGAUCCUUGGCACAAUUUGAGUGCUAAGUAUAAUAUCGAAUGACUUUUGUGAGUAGGUAGUAUUUCACUUCUAUUUAACUUGCUACAAGUAAGACCUACAAAAACAGACCAAUGCAACUUCAUGGGUUUCUUAUAUAAUGAAAAAAUAAUCUCCCCUAUUUUACAGCAGCCGAUUGCAACCAAUGUCCAAUUUCUCCAGUGAAUAAUCUUAUUUGCUAAGUUUGAAAUGCUUAUUGCAUGCUUAACUUCUAGAUAUAACUAUACUGGACCGAAUACCUUUUUUUAAUGAUUUCUUGCAUAUUUUCCACACACUAGUACAUUACGACAGACCCCAGUAAUAGUACAGGUUUGUUUCUUAUAAAAAGGAUAUAUAUGUUGUUCCUGUUUUUGUUUUCAAAAGCUGCAGUUGUAAAAGUAGUCUGGUUUUUUAAUGAAAUAAAUUCAUCUCAGAUGUC